AUGGACGCCGCGCAGACUGUUCCCGGCUCGCUGAGCUGGCGGCUCUCGUCCCAUCCAAUCACGCUCCUGACGUUUCUAGCCUUUAGAAUAUCGAGCGUGCUGGUCUAUUUCCUCGGCUUAUGGGUCAUUCGCAGCAUGAUCAUGAUCUUCAUCAUCACCAUCCUCCUCCUCGCCGCCGACUUUUACUACCUCAAGAAUAUCGCUGGACGGCGGCUCGUCGGCCUCCGCUGGUGGAACGAGGUCGACGUCGGCACGGGCGACUCCAAAUGGGUGUUUGAGAGCAGCGCGCCCGGCACCAAGACGGUCAACCCGACCGACGCGCGCUUCUUCUGGCUCAGCCUCUACGUCCAGCCGCUGCUGUGGAUCCUGCUGGCCGUGCUGGCGCUCGUCCGUCUGCAGUUUCUGUGGCUGCCCCUCGUCGUUAUUGCGCUGGUGCUCACCGUCAUGAACACGUUGGCGUUUUCCCGCUGCGACAAGUUUAGCCAGGCGUCCAACUUGGCGGGCAGCGCGUUUAGCGGAACGAAUCUGGCGGGCACGCUGGCCUCCAACAUGGUCGGCCGCUUCUUCUCCCGUUGA
This is a messenger RNA of Cordyceps militaris CM01, 576 nucleotides long. Its product is annotated as golgi apparatus membrane protein tvp23. The record is from RefSeq and is a predicted model, not a curated record. Lineage: Eukaryota; Fungi; Ascomycota; Sordariomycetes; Hypocreales; Cordycipitaceae. Gene Ontology annotation, biological process: vesicle-mediated transport; protein secretion. Gene Ontology annotation, cellular component: Golgi membrane. Bases 1 to 576 code for a protein of 191 amino acids. The transcript has 4 exons.